Molecule: messenger RNA, 528 nt
Organism: Cavenderia fasciculata
Lineage: Eukaryota; Evosea; Eumycetozoa; Acytosteliales; Cavenderiaceae
Exons: 2
Coding region: 1-528 (175 amino acids)
Source: RefSeq, a predicted model, not a curated record
AUGACACAUUUAAUAGUACUAGUAGUAGCUGUUUUAUUGUUUUAUAUUACUCCCAUUCAUUGUCAAGGUGAUCUUGUUUGGUCAACUUCGACCGAAGGAAAUGGUCACGAAUACAAAUAUUUUUUAUUACAAGGUUCGAGUCGUACGAUCUAUGAUGCGAUGGAUCAAUGUUUGGGUUAUGGAAACAGUACAUUUACAUCAUAUCUUGUCGCAAUUGAUUCAAAACAAGAAUCUGAUUUUAUUAAACCCUAUAUAAAUUGGAAUCUAUCGAUAUGGAUUGGAAGUGGACCAGGAACCAAUCAACCAUUAUUUAAUAUAGAACAGACAUGGGAUCUUAAUAAUGCUGGUGUUAAUGAUGUUGCAUUCGAAAUAUGUGAAUUAGAACCCAUUUCAGAGGUAUAUGUUCCAUCAAUCGGUACAGAUGGAGGAUCAAUAACAAUCAACAACAAUCUAUCACAAUUCAACAUUUCAACAAUCAACAUUACAUUUUACAAUCCUCCAAACAACUCUCGAAAUCAUGUCACAUAA